GUAUCGGAUAGUGUUGAAGAUUCCAUUGGCUCGGGAAGGAACAAAUGGUUUGGAGUUUGCUUUUAGGAAUUGUGGGAGCUGGAUCAGCUGGACUUGUUUUGGUAGCAGGGCUUUCCUUUGCAGCAAUGUCCCUAAGUAAUCGGAGUGCUUCGAGGACAAAGCAGCAGUUGCAACCCUUAACAGUUCAACAGGAAGUUUCAAUUGAUACUGAAGGUGAAAAGGCUGAAGAAAAUGAAAUUGAAACAGGAAUACACAAGGAUCUUUCGGCACCUUCAGAAUUCAAUGACACUUCUGCUGAUAAUUAUAUUGAUAAUGCCAAUGGGACAUACUUAAUUGACAGUUCCACAUCCAAUGACAAUAAUGUCAGUAAUACUGUUCCAGUUCCAGGAGACAUGCAAAAUGGUUCAUCUUUGGAUGGGGAGUCAGUUUUCCCAGACACAACUGCAACAUCAUCUAAUUUGCCUGAAACUGAAACUGUCGUUGGCUCUUUUGUUGCAUCAAGACUUAAUGAAUCAGAUAGCAACCUUGAUAUAGAUUCACCUGAAGUGACUUCCAAGAUUGAAGACAAAUUGAUUAAUGUGCAGGAAAGUAUUGUUGAUACUAACUUGUCUGACCCAAUAAACCUAGACAAUGGUUUUGAUGAGGGAUUACUUGGACCAGAAGGAAAAGAUAAUUCCUAUAUCUCGGAUUUUUCUUCUAGUUCCAGUUUAGUCACUGAUCCUUCGAUUGUGAGCUUCUCAAUUAGUUCAGAGUCGGAACCAAUUGAAGAACAUCAGAUUGUACCCGAAGACAAUAUAGAAACCAUAGAAUCAUCUCUAACUGAAGAAAACCUCGAGAGCCAAAAACUGUCUCCGUUCUUAGUUGAAAUAAAGAAUUCAAUUCCGGAAGUGAAAGAGUUAAAUGAUACUAAGUCAUCUGAAACAACGCCUGUGCCAGCUCAUUUGUUAACAAUUGAGCAAGGGAACAUAGAUUAUAAUGAAAUAAAAGAUAUCAUACGAGUUUCUGAACCACCAACUCCAAGGAGUUACUUCUCCCCAGCUGGUAUACCUGCUCCGUUUGUAGUUUCCUCAGACCUACAGGGUUCAGGGGCAAGCACUUGCAGCCCUUCAAGUUUUGAAGGUAUUUCUUUCUUACUGAUAUGCAGAAUUAUUGGAGUAUUGGAUAAUAUGAGAACUUGUGACAUAUAUCUCAGUCUUUUCCAGGUUAUUGAGGCUGAUGCACUACCUGGUGAUCUCUGUACACUUCGUGAGUAUGCUCGGUGGUUAGUGUCGGCAAGCAGUGCUCUUUCGAGGAAUGUUGUAUCAAAAGUUUAUCCUGCAAUGUACAUUGAGAAUGUUACUGAACUUGCAUUUGAUGACAUAACAACUGAAGACCCUGAUUUUUCAUCGAUUCAAGUCUUGGCAGAGGCUGGACUUAUCUCAAGCAAGCUUUCAAAUCAAGAUUUAUUCAGUAACAAUCUAGGUCCAUUUUACUUCUCUCCUGAAAGCCCUCUAUCACGUCAGGAUCUUAUAUGUUGGAAAAUGGCCUUUGAGAAAAUACAGCUCCCAGAAGCUGACAGAAAGAUACUCUACCAACUUUCUGGUUUCAUAGACAUUGAUAAGAUAAAUCCAGAUGCAUGGCCUGCACUCAUGGCAGACUUGUCUACUGGAGAACAAGGAAUAAUAGCACUUGCAUUUGGUUGUACAAGAAUGUUCCAGCCAAAUAAGCCUGUGACAAAAGCCCAAGCUGCCAUUGCUAUUGCAACUGGUGAAGCUUCUGACGUAGUAAGUGAGGAGCUUGCUCGUAUCGAAGCUGAAUCAAUGGCGGAAAAUGUAGUAUCUGCUCACAAUGCUUUAGUAGCUGAAGUUGAGAAAGAUAUUAAUGCUAGUUUUGAGAAAGAACUUCUGAUGGAACGGGAAAAGAUAGAUGCUGUGGAAAAAAUGGCUGAAGAAGCAAAGCAUGAACUGGAAAGGUUGAGAGCUGAGAGAGAGGAAGAGAAUAUUGCCUUAAUGAAGGACCGUGCUGCUAUUGAUGCUGAAAUGGAAGUUCUUUCACGGUUAAGGCGUGAAGUGCAGGAGCAGUUGGAAAGCAUGAUUAGUGACAAAGUAGAGAUAUCAUAUGAGAAGGAAAGGAUUAGCAAACUACGAAAAGAAACAGAGGAUGAAACCCAGGAGAUUGUCAGGUUACAGCAUGAGUUGGAGGUGGAAAGAAAAGCCUUAUCAAUGGCCAGGGCUUGGGCUGAGGAUGAGGCAAAAAGAGCAAGAGAACGGGCAAAAGCCCUGGAGGAAGCUAGAGAACGCUGGACGAGGCACGGCAUCAAAGUGGUCGUAGACAAUGACCUCCGUGAAGAGAGCGUUGCAGGAGAUACAUGGGCAAAUGUGGAGAAGCCAGUUACAGUUGAAGGAACUAUUAGACGGUUCGAGGCUUUGUUGGGAAAGUUUAGGAUAUUGGCUAGUGAAGUAAAAGGCAAAUCUAGAGAAUUCAUCAAUAAGAUUGUCCAGAGGAUCCAGCAUUUGAUUUCGGUGUUGCAGAAGUGGGGCUCCGAGGCAGGUGCAAAGGCUGAAGAAUUGAAAGACGGGGCUGAGUCAAAGGCAAGGGGAUCAGUACAGGAGGUGCAGCGGAGCACAGCGGGAUUCAGCUCGGCCGUUAAAGAAGGUGCAAAACGAGCGGCAGAGGAUUGUCGUGAAGGAGUUGAGAAACUCAGCCAGAGGUUCAGAACAUAGCCUCCAAAGAGGUCAGUAUUUUGAUGGACACUAAUAAAUAAAUUUUGCAGCUGA
Hibiscus syriacus is the source of this 2756-nucleotide messenger RNA. RefSeq lists its product as uncharacterized. The coding region runs from base 45 to 2702 and encodes 885 amino acids. The transcript has 10 exons. NCBI's taxonomy places the organism in Eukaryota, Viridiplantae, Streptophyta, Magnoliopsida, Malvales, Malvaceae. The record is from RefSeq and is a predicted model, not a curated record.